AUAGAGUUUUUGUUAUUCGUCGGCAGCGUUUACUAAAAUGGACAAACCAACCUCAACUAUACCACUUCUUUCCGGUUAUGGAAACUACUUUGAAACAGAAGCAGUUGUUGGAGCCAUACCAAAAGGUCAAAAUAAUCCCCAGAAAUGUCCUUUUGGGUUGUAUGCAGAACAACUCUCUGGAAGUGCUUUUACUAUGCCUCGAGAAAAGAACUUGCGAACUUGGCUGUAUCGGAUCCUGCCAAGUGUGAAGCACGGAAAGGUUGUGGCAGCACCUGAAGAAGCUCCUUUUCUUACAGAGGGAACCAAACUGACACCGGAAAGGCUACGUUGGAAACCUUUAGACUACUCCAUGUUGGUGAGAUCCACCGAUUUUAUUCAGGGUCUAUUUACUGUUGGUACUCAAGGUGAACCGACUAGUAGAGAUGGUGUGGCAAUACAUUUAUAUAUUGCUAAUUGCAGCAUGGAAAACAAGUGUUUUUUCAACUCUGAUGGUGAUUGGCUGAUUGUUCCACAAGAAGGAGGCCUGCGAAUUCAAACCGAACUUGGCCUUUUACCGUUACGUCCUGGACACAUAGCUGUCAUACCACGUGGAGUGAAGUUUCGAGUGGAACUUUUGGAUGGUAAAGCUCGUGGAUAUAUUUGUGAGGUUUAUACUGGUCAUUUUGAGUUACCUGACCUUGGACUGAUUGGUUCAAAUGGCUUGGCCGCACCGAGAGACUUUCUUUAUCCUGUUGCAUAUUAUGAAGAGAAAGAAGUGCCUUUUGCAGUUAUUCAAAAGUACGGAGGUAAAUUGUUCCGCUUUUCAUUGGAUCAUUCUCCUUUUGAUGUUGUGGGUUGGCAUGGCAAUUAUGCACCAUUUAUAUAUGAUUUGAGUCUUUUUUGUCCUGUCAACAGCGUGCUAUAUGAUCAUAUGGAUCCUUCCAUUUUUACUGUUUUGACUUGCAAAAGCAGUGUACCUGGACUGGCAGUUGUGGAUUUUGUCAUAUUUCCUCCUCGUUGGAUGACACAAGAGCAUACAUUUCGACCGCCGUAUUUUCAUCGUAAUUGUAUGACGGAAUAUAUGGGUUUGAUCCGUGGAAUUUAUGAUGCCAAGGCAGAAGGAUUUGUUCCAGGAAGUGCAUCAUUGCACAGUAUGAUGUCAGCACAUGGACCGGAUGCAGUGACGUUUGAAAUGGCAAGCAAUGUGGAAUUGAGUCCUUCUCGUGUAGGCGAAGAAAGUCUGGCAUUUAUGUUUGAAACCAGUCGCAUGCUCAAGUUGACAGACUGGGCUUUAGAUCCAAAGCAUUUAGAUGUAAAUUAUAUAGAUUGUUGGCAGCCAUUGAAAAAGUUAGCUUCACUUCAAGUAGAAUGAUGUUUGUUAUUGUAUGAUAAAGUACCUAGUUGGCUG
Messenger RNA from Galdieria sulphuraria, 1387 nucleotides. RefSeq names its product homogentisate 1,2-dioxygenase. NCBI's taxonomy places the organism in Eukaryota, Rhodophyta, Bangiophyceae, Galdieriales, Galdieriaceae. Gene Ontology annotation, biological process: L-phenylalanine catabolic process. Gene Ontology annotation, molecular function: homogentisate 1,2-dioxygenase activity. The record is from RefSeq and is a predicted model, not a curated record. Gene Ontology annotation, cellular component: cytoplasm. The transcript is spliced from 5 exons. Bases 38 to 1351 code for a protein of 437 amino acids.